GCGCGGUAUGCAUUGCUCAGGUGUCGUCUUGUGUCUGUGUUGGUUGGUCAUGACAUAUUUUUGUUGAAUGUUGAACAUUCCCUUGUAUGUAUGUGUGUGAGGAAAGGGUGUUACCAUAGGCCUUAGUUUGUAACUCAUGGCAUUUCAUUUAUAUAUUUUAGCUGCAAUUUAUUAUGAAUAAUUAUUUACCUGUUCAAUCGUAUGUUGUGGUUGCAUUUCACCUGUAUUCUUCUCAUAUGAAGAGGCUCUAAUAUAGUGGAAUGAGCUCCCCCAGUCCUACAAAUGAAGCUGGAAACUCAGCAAGUCCGGCUAAGAAGUGGGUCCAAUUCGAAGAAGAUGAAAAACUCAAAGCACAAUCGGAAUCUAAAGGUUCAUCAUCUAAAGCAGCUGCUGAAAGUGAAAGAAACGGCUCUGGUAGCCUGAAAACGCUGGAUGCGCCGAUCCGCGCCAACCUGCAGAGCCAUGCAGGCGGAGGCGGCGACUACAGUGGGGCCAUCAUAUCGACUGAGUCGGUGCACGUGACGCUGGACAGGGGCGGCGGCCUCAACCGCUCGCUCUCCUCCACCGACGGUCCCCCCACAGAGGCCGCUGUCGGCGUCAACAACCUGAGAACUGUCGACCUCCACGAUGCACCUAACGGUCGCUCUGCCCCCAGUUCGAACGCCGCUCUCAGGCAGGGAUUUGCCAAUGGUGAUAUAAUUGUCACACUUUUACCUGUGAACUCGAAAUUUCCAUGGAUAACACCAGCAAAAUUUCGACCAGAGCUGGUACCAGAAGAGCUGAUGGCUCAAGAAUUGUCGUUGACUGUAGAAGAUUAUGUCCAUAUAAUGGAAAUCCUAACCAAUGACGUGAGAUUCACCAUUUACAACGUUUGCUACAAGAGAGUGCUGGUCCUGUGGAUCUUCACCGCAUUUAUAGUUCUGCUCAGUUUACUGUUCUCGGGUCUCACAGGACUCACUUUGUUCGGCUUCGGAAUACUCUGGCUGGUCAUGAAUGCUUCAGCCAUAUUCUUUUGUAUGUGGAUGAAGUACAAGAUGAACUAUCAUUUAGAACGUUGCAUGGCGAACGUUAAUAAGCACCUUCUACGCCAUAGAAUAAUCCUCGGUCUGGAUGACAGAGGGAAAAUGUCGUGUCAUAAAGUCAAUCUUUGCUUUAUAUUUUUUGAUACCACUGAUUGCAUUAAAAAACUUCAAGAAGUAAUAGAUAGAGAAGAGGCUGAAGGUAGAACAGUGAAUCGGGAUGAGGAACGUUCUCGUAAAGAAUUUGCUCAAAGAAUGGAUAUAGAAGAUGGUGAUAUCAUUAUCCAGGGAACCAACCCUCAGCGCCGUUCACGAAAACAGGAUCUGCAAGAGCAGCUGUUGCUGAGAUACCUGCAGCGCUGGAGUAAGGACUACCUGCGACGUCGGCUGGACUGGACCAUCGACGAGGAGGGGGGGAACCCUCCCGACCCCCGCCAUCUCUCCUCCGCCCUCUGUCCCUGCCAGUACAUCCAGGAGUACCUCACUCACAAAGUGCGCUAUGACCCCCGCGCCUGCUGUCCCUGUUGGGCCUCCUAUCUACGUGAACGGGGAAUCGAUUGAACAUAUCAUCUGUUUCAUCUGUAAAUUAUUGUAUAUUCUUACUCCCGGUCUCAUGUAUGUCUAUUGAAUUCAACUGACACCAUCUAACGAAUGUCAUAAGAGCCAAUGAGAGAUACCAUAGUCACCUCUAAUACAAGGCCCCGGCCUACGAUAUUGCAACGUCGCAGUGAAAGUCUAGAAUCUAAUACAUGAUUGGUGAAAAAUAUUUUUAAAAAUAUCAGCUGAUCUUUUACACCAAUCAUGUAUUAGAUUCUAGGCCUACACUGCGACGUUGCAUAUCGUAGGCCGGGGCCUUGUAUUAGAGGUGGCUAUUGAGAUACGGAAGACUUCAUUAAUCUCCAGUUAACCACAGUUUAAUUUAAUAGACGUACGUGCAACCGAGCCUGAGCACUACCUCCGUAAACAAAGCCUUAGUGCAAGACAGGUGGUUGAUUGUAACGUCAGCACAGGUAGGGCUCCUUCACCAAUAAAAUCACUAGCUGAUAUAGAUCAGCUGAAAUCAACAAAUUUUUAUUGGUGUAGGAGCCCUACCUGUUCUGACGUCACCAGAAUGCACUAUGGCUUUGUUUACGGAGGUAGUGGCCUGAGUCAUUCAAGAUAAUCAAACCAAGUGCCUUCAUUUUUUGAGAGGAACCGUUUUAUUAAUUAGGAAAGUAGGAGUAAUUCUAUUUACUAAUAUAUUUUUUUUUAUCAAAAAUGUAAAUGAAUCGGUCAUUUGAGAAACAACGUACUGUGAAAUAAUGAAAACACUUUUUGUGUAGUUGAGAAGUUGAUAUUGUGAUAAUUAUUCAUAUUGAAUGAAAAAGACUAAGCAAUUGUCGAAAACCCACAGAUUUAUUGAUAAACAGGGUUUAUCAGAGGUUGACAAUGGUGUAAUAACCGAAACCGGUCUUUCUAAGUAUCAAUAAAUCUGUAGUUUUUCGACAAUUUCUUAGUCUUUUUCAUUCAAAAUGAAAACACUCUUUAUUAGGUGGAGUUAUGACUGUGAAGUCUUCUCUAGCAGUCAACCUCAAAAAUUUGAGUAAAUAUUUUUAAUUUCUCGGGUGAGUGCAAAUAUAGGGCUUCUGUGUUCUGUUGUUACUGUAAGGAACGUAUUUUAGUUUAGUUCCUCAUAGUAAAGGAAGCUGUGAUUAUGUUUAUAAACUAGACAAUAAUGACAAUCAUUGAGACUAGACAAUCAUCUAGACUGAUUGAAAUCGAUUUGAUCAUUUUCUAUGGAGAAUCAUAUACCAAUGCCAUAGCUAGUUGAGGAAGUUUUGACAAGUGUUGUUUCUGAAGGAAAUCGAUUCAAGCAUUUUUGAAGAAUUAUAGUCCAAUGCUAACUAAAUUAACAUUACUACGGUUGCUAACGACUGCAACUAUGGUUGCCAAAGAUUUAACCUUUUAUGAAGAAUCAUAUUCCAAUGUUGACUAAAUUAAAAAAAAGAGUACAUAUGUAUGUUGUUUCUCAAAUGAUAGAUUCAAAUGCGUGUUGUAUUUUUCCACAUUGUGAUUGCUUCCCAACAACAGAUAAUAUGUGAUAUGUGUCAACAGAUCAUCACAAAGUUUAAAACCAAAAGUGUGUGUACUGUUGAGGAGCGUAAUUAUUAACAAACAUCAAUAGGCCAACUAGAAAAUAUUCAUCACAUACUUUUAGAUUGUGUUUUGAAGAUAUACUACCAUAGAGAAACAAUAGCGUAAAACAUAGGUAUUCUUACGCUAUUGUUUCUCUAUGAUACUACUCAGUUGAGAAGUAACUAGGGGCAAGCCACAUGAGGAGUUUUUUUUCAGUCGGCACGACAAGACAGGAAGCUCUCCGAUUGGCUGGACAGAAAGCUCACUCGAUACACCAAACCAAUUGGAGAGCUUCCUGUGCUGUCGUGCUGACUAAAAAAACCUCGUGUGGCUUGGCCCUACUACAUCCUGAAGUACUGCUGUUGUGAAGCUUGAUAAUAUUUUCAUUGUAAGAAUUGUGCAUUGUCUAUAGUGGUGGAUUAUUUCUGACGAAUUUUAUUUGACAUGCAAAGUAUAACUUGAGUGGCAGGUAGGAGCUUAGUUAGCUUAUAGAGUAGCAACUGAUAUCAUCUUCAUGAGCUGAACUUCAUGAGAAAUUCAAAUGUCUGAAAUUUCUUGUGAUUGAGAACGAUCUAAGAAUAAGGGAAACAUUGAAUGAAAAAGACUAAGAAAUUGUCAAAAAGCCACAGAUUUAUUGAUACUUUGAAAUCUAAGUUUCAAAUUAUCUAAGUAUCAAUAAAGUUUCUAAGUAUCAAUAAAUCUGUGGCUUUUUGACAAUUUCUUAGUUUUUUUCAUUCAAUAUGAAUAAUUACUACAAUAUCAACUUCUCAACUACACAAAAAGAAGAAAAAUAAGGGAAACCUUCUGAACAGUUUAAGAUCGAAUCAAUAUUUUCCCGUCCCUUUAACCAAUGUCUACAAAGAUCCAAACAUGUUAUCCUUUAAUGAAAUAUUCUUGUCAAUGAUUCAACAUUUUUGAAGAAUCAGAAAGAUUCAAAACGUUUCAUUAAUCAAAAUAGAUUCUAGUCGAGAUUUAUGAACAUUCCAUGCUCGGUCUUAUUUUAUUUCAUUACGAGCUUCAAUAGAAAUAGAAAGAUUAUUCAAUUUGUCUAUCUGUUACUUUUGUGAUGUGCAUGUGCAGUAUUGCAAUUAAUAACAUUCAAAGUGUAAUAUCUAUGAUUUGCAUUUUGAUCCAAUUUGCAUUUUUGCAUUUGGAUCUGGCUUGUUAACGUAAAAAAAUUAUUAGCAUGAUGUAGAACGUUUUCGUUCGUAGUGGAACAUAAAAUGAAUUUUAUUGUAGCCUUAAUUGCUUGUUGACUUAUUGAUCAAUAGCAUACAGUUUUCUAACAUGGUGUAGUUCACAAUAUUAUUGAAAGUUUUAGUAAAUUGAAUAAGCUUGUGUGCAUGGUUUGAUAUUGUAGACUCAUUCGCUUCCUUAAAACUGAUCACAAAAUCAAGUGAGAAUUUAUUUAAAACUAACCUUAACGUUCAACGACAUUGAAUUUGGCUUGAGUUUUCAUUCCUUAAAUAUUCAGUUGCUCACAAUUGAGUAAUUGCAAAUCUUUUCAGCUAUUAUAUCUGAUUCAAUGGUCUAAUAAUACCCAAUUCACGUUGAAAAUAAAAAAGCCUUUACUCGGGUGUGUUUAACAUUAAAUAUAAUUUCAAUUGUAUGUUAAUAAUAUCAUUAUAUUCAUUUUCAUAUUGAACUGUCGUCCAUUAACCCGGUCCACCGAAACAAGGAAUGUCUUCAGUUCCAAACAACUUUGUCUUCUAUCACUCAAGACCUUAUUCAGCCUGUCUCCCUUUCAGUCUUUCAGUCUCUGUGUAGUCUUCCCUUUCAGUCUUUGAAUUGAGUAGGUUCGUUGAAGUUUAGAGGCUGUGUCAUACUCUCUCACAUAACCCACCCAUUAGAUUCAAACCCAGCUUUGGAUCACUUUUUGCUAUUAAAAAUAACGACUAGCAGUCAGAUUGUUUACAAUAAAUGAAUUAAUCACUCACUGUGACAACGAGAUCUUUCGGCAGGUCCGCUAUCUUCCUGGUUCCAGAUUUAGAAUUAAACGGCCCACUUGCAGCAGACUGGCCAUUCCAGACACUGGAUCGUAACUUUUUGUAGUAUGCCUCUUUAAAAUACAAGUUACUCAGUGUGUUUCUGUCAUUGUCCAUGUCUCUAAAUUUGCAGGAACUCUCCUACUAAGCUACUAAUAAUACUCACAAGUACCUAAUUUUGUCAAAUUGAUCUUUAACCCAUCUUUUCUGCGUCUUUAUUAAUAUAUCUGGUAGAGAGUGUUGUCUCUCUAGCUACGUCAUCCGUUAUGUAGGAACCUUAUUCAGGCUCCUGUUUUAAAAAUCGUCUCCUUUCGAUAGAACUUUUUGAAGAUACAUGACCGAUUAUUAGACCUAAACUCAGCUUAGCUUGGCUCGAUUUUUAGUUCAAGUUUUGGUCUAAGCAUCGGUUAUAUAUACCGUCCAUAGAGUAAAAUUAGUAAUUGAAUACUUUUACAAUAUUUUGAGAUUCCCAGUUUGUAAGUUGGAUCAUUGAAUGUCACAAAUAGUUUUUCACUUACUUUGUGGAAUUAUUAAGGAUCUGACUGAUAUCGCACAGAACCUUGAUUUUGAUUUCUCUGAUAUCAAAACCUUGAUUUUUCUGAUAUCGCCGAAGAUUGAUUUGUGAACAGGGUGUUGUUGUAAUGAAAAUGUAUGAUUUUGAGAUGAGUGAGUGAGAUGGUGGCGAUGUGGUUGUGGUUUAGGAGCGAGCUGCGCUGCUGCUGCUGCGCUACUCGUCGCGUUGGGCCAAGCUGUUCGUGCGACAGCGACUCGACCUGAGCGUCGACGGCGACAGUCGCGCGACAAUGGCCGCCGCCGCGUCAGCCGCUCCCCGCCACUGCGUCUCGGCGCGCUGUCCCUGUCAGUUCAUCGAGGAGCACCUCAAGUACAAGCCUCGAGGCAAGUUCACUCUAGCCACUAUCUGUUCUCUACCUGACUUCUCUUUCAAAUGAUUCAUUACCUGCUUCCACGCUCAAAUCCUACAUUCCAAUCGAAUUGGUGCAAUAUUUUUAGAUUUUAGGUUGCAAGUUUUCAACCUAUUGUGCAAUAAAUUAUUCUACGUACUUAUGCCCGGUAUCUAGGAUGAUUAUUACAUCUAAUGGACCAUUAAAUCUUUAGGUUCAAUGAUACAUUGAAUCUUUAAGUUUAAUGAUCAAUGAGAUUUUAUAACUAUCACAUAUUACAAGUGAUAAUUAAUAUUACAGUUGAUUCCUCAACGAACUUCAAAUUUGACUUUUAUUCUCUAUCUUAUCAAUAUCUUUUAUUGAUUACUAGCAAUAACCCCGGGCUCCGCAAGGGUCCAUUUUAAAACUUGACAAACUGGAAACUUGACGUGAUAAAAUCUGGAAGAAUUGAAAAUAGGCCUAUAACCAUCCUCGGUUAAUUAAGAAUUGAUAUGCAAAAUUUCAAGUUGAUCAGUCCAGUAGUUCCAGUAGUGAAGAUGCGUCAAACAUAAUUUUCUUAUCCCGUACGUGUAUAACCCAGCUUUUUACUAUAUAUAAUAGUAUAGAUUGAGAUACCGGUACCUAUAUUUGAUACUAAAUUAUUUUGCUUCUCUUGUAUUUUGAAUUUUCAAUUUAGAAGGUAAAACGUGACAACCUACUCAUGGACUGUUGUAAAAGUUGAAAAAGAUAGUUUUGGGUAUGAGCCUGUUGUGGCCAUUCUUGAGUAUAGUAAUAAUAUUGUUCAUGAUGAGAUAAAUAAAUGAAUUCACUAUAUAUUUUAUCACUCAUGUGGUUUUAAAAGCCACCUGGAUAUUGAUGAAUCAAUUACUGAUCCCACAAUUCCUGGUGCCUCUAAAACCACAUCAGUUAUUAUAAAAAUGAUUAUUAUUCAACGUACUUAGUACUGCAGUUAAUUUAGAUCCCACUUCCAUUUUCCUAUCGAUAUUUUGACUAUAUGAUUGGUAUAAUAACUAAUGUAGGUUCGAACCCCACUUAAAAUUGUACUUUCAUCUUGUCCCUUUUCCCAGUAAAUUACCUCCCAGUUCAGAAUCGGAACCCACCUGGAAUUGUGUAGCUUCUAAUUUCCAAAAUAGUUGAAUUUAUAUUUUUCAAGUUCCGCCUUUUUGACUAUCCUAGUAAAUCGCCCAUUUCAUAUUUUAAAGUCUUCACAUUUCUUAUAAUCACGUAUCCAAUGUUGGAACCCGCCUAGAUUAAUCAAGUUUUCCAUAACAUGUCAGAAAUAAAUUAUUAUUAAACGGAAAUCCAAAUUAAAUGCUGUAAUUCAGUCGAAAAAACAUAAGCAGGAUAUUGUCUCCCCACUACUAAGUGCCUUACGCCUAUUCAUAUUGGCAUCAUUUAUAAUUUUUCUGUAGAUAAUUUCAAUUUAAACUUGGAAAUGCAAUUUUUGCAUAUAUAUAAUAUAGCAAUUCGUUGUCGAAUCGCAACAACAAACAAAAAAUCAGCUACAGUAUUGAAUUGAAUUAAUUUUCAAAAAUAUUAUGAUAGUGGAAGCAUAAUAUAAUAUUCUAUGAAUAUUAUCGUGUUCUAUUUCAAUCAGAAUCGAUAUUUUCAGAUAUAUUUUUUACUUCUGUAAAUUUUCUAUUUUACAAUACAGUGAACAGUAUUAUCUAUUCCCUUCCAAACGUUUUGAAAAGAAUAAUAAUAAUCGAGAAUCAUCAUCUUACUGAUGAUUUGCAUCAUCAUCAUAAUAUGCUGAUGAUUUGUCGCUCAAAAAUAUUGAAAGAAAGUCGGACUGGCUGUGCCUUGAUUAAAACAAAAUAGUUGAAAUAUCCUCUAGUGCCUUGAUGUAUUAUAAUGAAAAAGAUGUUAGAAUAGACUUGGUUUCGAAGGUCCUAAAAACCUCAGAAAUAUAUAACUUUUACAAAAGAAUUCUUUGUUUUUCUUUGCUAUGUAAUUGAUCAAGUAAUUUUAGCGAAUUAUUGUGAUAUCCUAUUCUAACAAAAAUCAAAAUAGCUGGUGUUGAGCAUUGGCGCAUUCAGUGUAAGUGGAAGCAGGGCUGAUUUUGUGCACAGUAAUAUUUGAUUAUAAAUUUGUUUUGAUGACGGGGUUGCCUGAAUGAAUGUACAAUAACUGAGGUUGUGGAUUACAAUGGUUCUGGUAUACACGCUUUGUUUUAUGGUUUUUAAGUUUGGUUUAUUGUUGUAAAUAGACUCAUAACAUUAUCAUUGUAUUGUUUUAAUUUAAAGUAUUACUAGUUUUCUGUUUGAUAGCUGAGCUAUCUUGUACUAACAGUAUUUUUACAGUAGGUAUCCCAAUUAUUAUUAUUAUUCUUGAAAAGAAAUCUCUAUACAAUUCUGUGAAAGAAGCUGUUGAUUUUUUCAAACGUGGCAGUAUUCAUGUUAAGUAAAAUAUUUCUUAUUCUAUUAUUUUUCAAUCAAUCCAGUUUUACAUUUUGCUGUAUUAAAUCAAUUAAAAAUCCCUAAAUAUUUUUUAUGUUAGCUUAAUUCAUAUCAUUGAGUUCUUGAUCAACAAUAUCAUAUCAUGAAAAAUUAGUUUAUUCUAUUUUAACGUAACAACAUUGUUAUAAUGUAUAAUGUGACAACUAUGGUGGUGGAAGUAUUAUAUAUUAUUACUAUCAUAAAUGUUUUAUUUUAUUCAUAUUCUGUCACUUCUUAACAUUAUUUGUCAUCGCCUUUAUCGUGUACAACCGAUGAUUGUUUAUUUUAUUUUAUCCACUUAAUUCCAAGUUUAAUUACUUCGAAAUAUUUCUCAGAAAUAGGUUUGGUAUUUGAAAAAUAUAUCGUUAGUACACUUUGAAUUUCAUAAUACUCACUACGGUAUUUUUAAAGUUCUAGAUUAACACUGAUUUACCCGAAAACUUUUGAAUUUUGGUUUAUGCUUACUAUAUCCUGUCCUUACAUAAUUAUUUAAUUGUUUUGUCUAUAGUUCAUGUUUGUUUUUGAAGAAAAAGGAACCUGUUACUUAUUAAAAGAAACACAAUUAUUUUACCUUGAAAAUAUUUUAGCGAGCAUUUUCUUUUGUCAAAUUAUAUUUAAAAAAUGUAUGUCUGGUACAUCAUACCUCUCACAAUUUUUUGUUGUAAUUUUUCUUCAAAAAUAUAAUUAUAUCUAAUUUAAAGGAACACUUCUAUAAGAAACCUGACCCUAAUCUUGCGCUUUUUAAGAUUACCAUAAUGUUUUCUUUGAUGUAAGUAAAACUGCUUCAAAUGUGGCAUCUAUAAUUUUAGAAUAUUCUAUUCCGUCCAUGUUAGAAUAAGUAUUUGAUAUUAUUUUUAUAUAUUAUAUAUUCACUUCAUUUUUAUUAUUCUAUCAAAUUAUUGUACUUAUCUCAAAUCACUCAUAUUAUUUUAACUUUUAUUGUUGAGAUUGAUAUCAUGACCAUGUUCAUCUAUCAUUUUAGCAUAUUGUUAUUAGUUAUUAUUGAUAUUAUAUUAUACUCAGCACAUUUUCUGAUAUUCAGAGCUGUUCAUAAUGAAUGUUGAAAAUAUUUUAUUACCUCUUUUCAUGUAUUAGAACAUGUUUGGAAUGAAUUGAAGAACAUUAUUUUGUUGAAUGAUAUUAAUAUACUUUUUUUGAACGUU
This is a messenger RNA of Nilaparvata lugens (brown planthopper), 9622 nucleotides long. Its product is annotated as transmembrane protein 268. The coding region runs from base 261 to 1580 and encodes 439 amino acids. The transcript is spliced from 8 exons. The record is from RefSeq and is a predicted model, not a curated record. Lineage: Eukaryota; Metazoa; Arthropoda; Insecta; Hemiptera; Delphacidae.